Tigriopus californicus is the source of this 818-nucleotide messenger RNA. RefSeq names its product DNA replication complex GINS protein PSF1-like. The transcript has 2 exons. Gene Ontology annotation, biological process: DNA replication; DNA strand elongation involved in mitotic DNA replication. The coding region runs from base 113 to 757 and encodes 214 amino acids. Lineage: Eukaryota; Metazoa; Arthropoda; Copepoda; Harpacticoida; Harpacticidae. Gene Ontology annotation, cellular component: GINS complex. The record is from RefSeq and is a predicted model, not a curated record.
UGUUUCUUUAUUUCGUUUCUGAAUGUUUGAAAUGAAUUUGAAUUAAUUCUCUUUUUAUUCCACAUACUUCAUGUCAAGCCCAAAAAGGUACUGUGAACUUUAUGCCCAAUGAAUGGCGCGGUCACCUUUAAUGGCGGGUUCUUGGAUUGUAUCAACAACAGAUUUUGAGUCUUUCAUCUCCAUCGUCAUGUUAGGCCUUAAAGCCGUCGAUCUGAUCCGCGAGGCUGCUCGCUCUCAAGGCCAGCUCCAACCUUUCAACGAGGACAAGGUGCGACAAGUCUUAGAAGAGAUGCGAUCGUUGUUCCAGCAAAAUAAGAAAGAAGUCGAAGAGCGCCACUCCAUCAGUCCGGCCAUUCAUUUACGACAUAGUGGCCUCGAACGGAACAAACGUUGUCUAUUAGCCUACAUAAACGACCGAGCUGAGAAGAUUCGCGAACUCCGUUGGCAAUUCGGAGCCGUUCUGCCGCCCGAGGUCAAAUCCAAUUUAUGCGAACCCGAGCAACAAUUCUUCCAAAAGUACAAUAGAGAAUUAGCCAAUUACAUGCGCUCCAUCGGUGACGGAGUGGGUUUGGAUCUCAUGGCAGAUCUCCAGCCCCCCAAAACUCUGUUUAUUGAGGUGAGAUGCGUGCAAGACUAUGGCGAAUUGGAAACGGAAGAGGGCGAGAUCAUUUUGCUCAAAAAAAACACGCAACACUUCUUGCCACGAUCCCUAUGUGAGCCCCUGAUUCGACAAGGCAUCUUGACCCACAUAACAUGAAAUUUAGAAGCUUUUAUAUAUUUAUAUUAAACAAGAUAAUAACACAAUAUGUUCAAUUCGA